This is a messenger RNA of Aspergillus ibericus CBS 121593, 1019 nucleotides long. RefSeq names its product ketopantoate reductase family protein. Gene Ontology annotation, molecular function: 2-dehydropantoate 2-reductase activity. Gene Ontology annotation, biological process: pantothenate biosynthetic process. The record is from RefSeq and is a predicted model, not a curated record. The transcript has 5 exons. The coding region runs from base 14 to 982 and encodes 322 amino acids. Gene Ontology annotation, cellular component: cytoplasm. NCBI's taxonomy places the organism in Eukaryota, Fungi, Ascomycota, Eurotiomycetes, Eurotiales, Aspergillaceae.
UUUUCAUCUCCCCAUGGCUGACCAGGUAGACGUUCUCCUCUAUGGACUGGGAGCCAUUGGCUCCUUUUACGCCUUCAUCCUACAUCGCAGCCAGCGGGUCCGCCUCACCGUUGUGGCCCGGUCCAACUAUACGGCUGUCAAGGAGAAUGGUAUUCUUCUGAAAAGCGCCAACCAUGGCGCGCAUCGCUUCCAUCCCGACCGAGUCAUCCGCUCGCCCUCAGAACUCACCCAACCAGCCGACUACAUCGUCUGCACCAACAAGGCCAUUGACCCGGACAGCGUGGUCCAAUCCUUAGCUCCCGCAGUAGGCAAAGACACCACCAUCGUGAUCAUCCAGAACGGCGUCGGAAACGAAGACCCAUUCCGCGCCGCCUACCCAAGUUGCACAAUCAUCUCCUGCGUCACAUGGGUCGGAGCCUCCCAACCCACCCCCGGGCACGUCAUCCACACCACAUCCGAAGAUACCGAACUCGGCCUCUACCCCAACCCGACCCUCCCCUACGACAUCGAAUCCACGCGUCUCACCACCUUCACGACCCUCCUCACACAGGGUCAAACCCCGUUCACCAUCCACGCCAACAUCCAACCCACCCGCUGGUCCAAAGUCAUCUGGAACUGCGCCUGGAAUACCCUCACCACGCUGACCGCCCAAGACACGCAAUCCUUCCUCCAGUCCUCCCCCGACGCUAUUCCCUUUACACGUCGUCUCAUGAGCGAGGUCAUUGCCGUGGCGCAGGCGAGUGGGGUCUCUCUCCCGUCGGAUCUGAUUGAUACGCAACUCGCUCGGAUAAAGGGUCUCGGGGCGGUGCGGACGAGUAUGCAGAUUGAUCGGGAGAAUGGGCGGCCGAUGGAGAUUGAGGUGAUUGUGGGGACGCCGGUACGGAAGGCGAGGGAGUUGGGGGUUGAUACGCCGGUUUUGGAAGCGUUGUAUGUUUUGUUACGCGCGGUGGAUGGGGAGGGGAGGAGGGGGCAGAAGAUAUAGGUCCCUGCUAUACACCGUACACACGCAUGUAUCCGGU